AUGUUACACACACACACAUGCCCAAACACCCGCAGGGCAAUGUCCUAACAAAUACUCUCUCUUUCUUGGGUGAUCUUGCUGCACUCUUCUCAUCUCGUCGAUUAAAAUGGAGGACAACGGAAAUAAUGCUGGCUUUUUUGAGAGUACUUAUAACAAACUGACUUAUCCUGAGGACAUUAGUGAAGAUGACCACUCUUUCAACUUGAACCAGGAGAGGCAACAAGUGUCCCUGUCCACAAUGGGGCCUGGAUCCUGUUUAAAUCGUUACAAAGUGCUUGCAGUGAGCCUGGCAGUGCUCGCUGCCUUUCUGCUGGCAGUUGAUAUUGGCCUGGGAGUCUACUACUACAGACUUACUUAUGGGAACCAUUUAGUAACAGACAUCAGCACUGAGAUUGCCAAAUUGCAGGCUACUUACAACGCUGCACUCCAAAGCAAGACUGAAGCCAAACAGGAGGUGGCGAAAGAGAUCAAGUCACAGCAAAUUACCAAGUGGGAGCUUGAUCAUCUGAACAGAAGGAAAAAAGAUACCGAAAAACUAAUAGACAGAACUGAAACGGAAAUAGCGAUGUUGGAAUCCCACAUGCCAAUGCUCAAAGAGGGCUGCAGACAGUGUUUGCCAGGCUGGACUGUCAUUAAUUCCAUGUGUUACUUCUUCGCUUUAUCUGAGGAACUCUCACGGAGAUCAUGGAUGGAUGCCAGACAUUUCUGCAAGAGGCAAGGAAGCGACUUAUUGGUGAUCAACAGCAGAGAGGAACAUAUGGCCCUUGCUGAAAUUGUAAAAAUGUCUCGAGACCCCUCGAGAUCGCUUGCCCACAGUGGAUUCUGGAUUGGACUGAGAGAUGCAGAUGUGGAAGGAAGUUGGACAUGGUUGGAUGGGACAAGGGUGGAAGAGGGGUACUGGGAUAUUGGAGAGCCUAACAACCAAAACAAUGAAGACUGUGCUGCUAUGUAUCCCAGAGAAAACCCCUUUCAUUCAUGGAACGAUGCUCCAUGCAACUGGAACCUGAAAUGGAUUUGUGAGAGGACACCAAGACCUUUUAGCUCUAGCUUAAAUGUUUAAACAGAGUCAAGUCUGGCUUUAAGGCAUGGACGUGUCUUCUGAACUUUUUUUUUUCUUUAUUGUCAUGUCUUUUGCAAGAGACUACAAAAUGUCCAAGAAGAUUAAAAUAAGAAAAAUACAUCUGAGUUAUAAAGGCAUCUACAAAAUGUAUGCAAAUUCUGUAACUGUUACAAAUAAAACCUUUACUAUGUACACAUAUUUUACCACUGUACAGAUUUGUACACUAACAUGCCAGUGUUUCAGGAAAACCUUUACAUGCCCUCUAAAGGUCAUGUUAGUUAGAGCCCAAACUUUUACCAUUUAAUGGGCUAUGACUGAAACACUUGACCUAGACAUUUUAGACCUAGCGUUGCAUCAACUACAGCCUUUUGAAACUCUACUGAAAUAAGAGUUUUACAGAGAAGAGUGAAAAAAUCAAAGAAACAACCAAUGAGCGUAUUCUGUACACAACAAUAAGUCUACAACAGCUCAAGCUGGAAUCAAAUAAGGACGAUCACAUCACUUUUCAACACUGAAGUGUAGAAUUACAGUUAACAAUUAACACUUCAAAGGGUCACCACUCAUUUUGCUAAAGAGCUUCAAUUGUAGAUGUAUCUAAUAAACUGGCAGUUAAUAAAUAAACACAAGCCAAAAC
This is a messenger RNA of Haplochromis burtoni (Burton's mouthbrooder), 1694 nucleotides long. Its product is annotated as CD209 antigen-like protein B. Lineage: Eukaryota; Metazoa; Chordata; Actinopteri; Cichliformes; Cichlidae. Bases 107 to 1060 code for a protein of 317 amino acids. The transcript has 6 exons. The record is from RefSeq and is a predicted model, not a curated record.